Molecule: messenger RNA, 1791 nt
Organism: Lindgomyces ingoldianus
Lineage: Eukaryota; Fungi; Ascomycota; Dothideomycetes; Pleosporales; Lindgomycetaceae
Product: glutathione reductase
Exons: 6
Coding region: 20-1600 (526 amino acids)
Biological process (GO): cellular response to oxidative stress; cell redox homeostasis; glutathione metabolic process
Cellular component (GO): cytosol; mitochondrion
Molecular function (GO): flavin adenine dinucleotide binding; glutathione-disulfide reductase (NADPH) activity; NADP binding
Source: RefSeq, a predicted model, not a curated record
CAACCUUCCGUUUUACGGCAUGCUCUUCUCCCGACCCUUUGGGAAUCCCAAUACAAUCCCUCUUGCGAAGCUGUAUCCCUCUGCUCCUCGCCUCUCCCAGUUUACACGCCACUUUGCUCUCUCGUUAAACACCAUGGCCCCAACCCCCAAGUCAUACGACUUCAUUGUCAUUGGAGGAGGCAGUGGCGGUUCUGGUGCAGCCCGGAGAGCGGCUGGAUGGUAUGGUGCGAAGACAUUAAUGGUUGAAAACGGCAGAUCCGGUGGCACAUGCGUGAAUGUCGGCUGCGUACCAAAGAAGAUGACUUGGUACUUUGCCUCUGUGAAUGAGACUCUGAAGGGCGCUCCGAACUAUUUUUACGACGUCCCGGACAACGUCAAGUUCCACUUCGACAAUUUCAAGAAGAAGCGAGACGAGUCAAUCUUGAGAUUGAAUGGCAUUUACGAGAGGAACUGGAGUCGAGAGGGUAUUGACCUUGUUCAUGGGACGGCAAAAUUUUCGGGGGAGAAAGAGAUUGAAGUUGAUAUGCAAGAUGGAUCAAGAAAAGCUUUCUUCACUGCACCACACAUCCUGAUUGCCACUGGUGGCCACCCUAUCAUCCCCGAUGUUGAAGGGGCAGAGCACGGGAUCACUAGCGAUGGCUUCUUCGACAUUGAGCAUCUGCCCGAACGGAUGGCGGUUGUCGGUGCCGGCUACAUUGCCGUCGAAAUGGCAGGCAUGUUAAAUGCGAUUGGUGUCGAGGUCCACAUGUUCCUUCGUGGAGAGACAUUCCUGCGAACAUUCGACCCUAUGAUCCAGGAAACAAUGACCAAGGCUUAUGAGGAUGCAGGUGUGAUUAUCCACAAAGGCUAUCCAGGUUUUAGGAAGAUUGAGAGGCUCGAUCACACUUUGUCUUCCGCGCCGGAUACCAACGCUCACGGGAAAUGGGCAAAUGUGCCAUCUCGACAUAAAAUAUUGCAAAUAACUGACAAUGAAGGCCAAAUAUUUGAUUUCAACGAACUGCUUUGGGCUAUUGGGAGGGAGCCUGAAAUCAAGCCACUAGACCUUCACAUUCCUGACAUUAAACUUACCAAAAAGGGUCACAUUUCUGUCGACGACUUCCAGAAUACGAAUGUAGAUGGGAUAUACGCGCUCGGCGAUGUCACAGGCCAGGCUGAGCUGACUCCAGUUGCGAUCGCUGCAGGCAGGCAGUUAGGGAAUCGACUCUUUGGACCUCCAGAACUCAAGUGGUCAAGACUGUCAUACGAAGGCAUCCCCACAGUGGUCUUCAGCCACCCUGAGGUUGGCACAAUUGGGUUGACGGAGCCGCAAGCAAUUUCCAAGUACGGUCAACAGAACGUCAAGGUGUACAGAACGAAGUUCACCGCAAUGUAUUUCGACGUCUUCCCUGCUGAAGAGAAGAAAAAACAUCCGACACAGUACAAGAUCGUCUGUGCUGGGCCGGAUGAAAAGGUUGUCGGUCUCCACAUUCUCGGGGAGGGUUCGGGCGAGAUGCUACAAGGCUUCGGGGUGGCAAUUAAGAUGGGAGCUACAAAGGCCGAUUUCGAUGGUUGCAUUGCGAUACAUCCCACUUCUGCCGAAGAGCUAGUCACAAUGCGAUGAGUUUCAAAUUAGGAAUAGCUCUCAAUUGCCGUGAAAGGAAGACGAGGAACAUGUCGACUUUGUUAACCUACAUCAAAAGGCUUCCUUCUAGGGUGGGGGAAGAUAGUUAGUUCCAGGGGAGCGGCCAUGGAGUGAAAAGGUUCGAUAGAUGCCUACACAGAUAAAUGGGAACUCGCAAUCCUCAACACUAG